UUCGGAUCAUAUAUUAGAACUAUUUUACAAUACAUUCUUGUAGAUGAAGUUGUGAAAUUCGAACUUUUAUUUUUUGGCUCGAUGUUCACCUUUUUCUCAUCGUUUCAAUCCACUGUGCGGCGCUCGCGACCAUUUCAACCGUUUCGUAUUUUUCUUUUCUUUUUCUUUCUUUUUUCUUUCAAGACAGAGCAUGUUAGCCGUGUUAGCCCUCGUGCACCCUUUGCGAGGACAGCAAGACUUGCCUCCCGAGUAGAGGUGUAAUUUUUCUUCAAAGUCUUCGUAUUUGAAGCUUCGAAGCUUCGAUACAAAAUAUUCGACGAUCGAAGUUGCAUCGAACCUUCGAAGUUUGAGUCUCCGAACUUCGAAAUUUCGAGAAUUCGAAGAUGCUCGGGGAUCGAAGCACUAGCCGAAACUUUUGUUAUUCACGGAAGCUUCGAAUGAUUCGAAGCUUCGGGACCUCGAAGCUGUCGAAGAGAGUAACAACCCUACUGCCGAGUGGCGCGAAAUGAUCGGGCAUACGAGAGGCUUCGGUCGUGUCCGCGUCCGCGUCAACGCGGCCGUCGCAUAAGAGAGAAAGACGAGAGCCGGCCCGAUGAGACGCGAGAAGAGCGCGGCUCGUUACUUUCUAAAUUCCCCCGCGGGCGUAUAUAUCCCCCGGUGACUUUACAUUUUGCAAUGCACCGCGCCGUGGCGGGAAUCGCGUUCGCGUGUUUUUCGAGACCGCGUGCCUGGAUGUUAUAUCACAAGCUACGGGAUCGUGGGAGAUGGCGGUCAGUGCCGUGAGACAGCUCGUGCUCGUCCUUUGCGUCCUGCUGCAGUACCGCCAUGUGACGGCUCAGAAUAAGACCCUCCGGGACCUCUUCAACAGCACGUCUUGCGCUAAACCUCCUUACAUCUGCCCGCAUCCGCAGAUAGAGUUCUAUCUGUACACCAGAGACACGCAGCAGGACCCGGUGCUGUUGGACGUACGGAACUUCAAUUCCCUGCGAAAUUCCAAGUUCAACAAGUCUCACUCCACGAAAAUCAUCAUUCAUGGCUUCGGCGGUGGACGAAACUUGGCACCCAGCACGGAUCUACGAGAUGCAUAUUUCAAGCGGGGCCAUUACAAUAUCAUAAUUGUGGAUUACGGCUCGUUGGUACGCGAGCCCUGUCUCGCGCAGAUCCAGUGGGGCCCGGACUUCUGCUCGCAAUGCGUCGCCCAGCUGGUGAAGUACCUGAGGGACCAUCCCCGGGGCACGCGGGUGGAGAACAUACACGUGCUCGGCUACAGCGUGGGCGCGCAUAUCGCCGGGCUCAUCGCGAAUUACCUGCCCGAUGACAAGCUCGGGAGAAUUACGGGCCUCGAUCCGACGAUAUUUUUCUACAUGAACGGCAACCGCUCGAUGGAUUUAGACGAGACCGAUGCCCAUUUUGUGGACGUGAUCCACACGGGCGCCGGGAUCCUGGGGCAGUGGGGGCCCAAUGGCCACGCGGACUUCUACGUGAACGGCGGCUCGAGUCAGCCCGGCUGCGCCACUUCUUCUAUACUCCAGACGCUCUCGUGCGACCACACCAAGGUGACGCCCUAUUACAUAGAAUCCAUCACGACGAAGAAGGGAUUCUGGGCGGCACCGUGCGCGAAUCUGUUCUCUUACCUGAUCGGAUGGUGCAAUCCCAAAAAAGAGGAGUACAUCUUGAUGGGGGAGGAUUCCCCUCAUACAGCACGCGGCAUCUUCUAUCUGUCAACAAACGCACGCAGACCGUACGCCCGAGGACUGCCCGAAAAAAGCCAGCGUCGGACAAGUCGGAAGCAAUCGUCCUCCCGCCAGUAUUAAGUCUGCUGAAGCAGCUGAUCAACAUAAUUAUAGAGUAGCGUUAGCUAUGUGCGUCACGUCUCACCGAGAGAGUUUUCUCCUCUUAAAGUUUCACGUCAAAUUACGUCAAUCUUACUUCGUGAGAUUUCGACCGAGAGUUCGCUGCUCGCCGCUCGCAGAAAAGUGCUGCUUCUCCUUCUCUCGUCGAAAUCCUUCCUUUCGAGAAACGAAAAGCAGCGAUCGGGUAUAGUCUUCGUGUCGUAGUCCGACGUUCAUUGACGUCUCAUUAAUCGCCGCGAUUUCGACGUUUCACGUGUCCACGUAACACUUUCACUCGCCGCACUUCUCUCGCUCGUUGUGGAAUUUUAAUCGCGCGUUUAUUUAAAGUCGCGUGCUUACCGGUCAACUCUCGAUGCGUUUACGCAAACAAAUCGAGUUAUAGUCCUUCAGGUAUAUUCAUGUAUUUUUCUUUCUUUUUUUUUUUCUUUCUCGGCAAAGCAACGCUUUAUCCUCGCGAAAGAAACCACGGAGAAGUGGGCUCAAAGGGUUUAAGCCACGAUCAGUCAGUAUAAAUUUGCGCAAUGAUGAAUCAAGGUCGCGAUGGUGCAACGUGCGCCGUUAGUUUAUAGUUUCGAGUAUACAUCUCGCAUUGACACGCUUAUGACGUAAUCUUGACGUAGCGAGAGGAAAUAAUUUAUUUCGAUAAACGUAAGAAAGAUCGUCGUUCCUUCGCACUUUUGUCGACACCGAGAGUUCUUAGCUCCGAUAUCUUUCUACGCUCCGGUGUAACGUUACACUUUAUAUGUAUGUUUUUAUACGUAAUUUAGGUUUCGUGUAAUCGUGUAAGGUGCAAUUAAUUUAAGAACCCACGACUCGGGGAGCGAAAAGCACUGUCGACCUGUAAAGAGAUUUUUAGAAUACAAACAUCGCUCGGAGAGGAUCGUAGUUACUUUAUUUAUUUCACGAUCUGCACACACACACACACAC
Molecule: messenger RNA, 2780 nt
Organism: Harpegnathos saltator (Jerdon's jumping ant)
Lineage: Eukaryota; Metazoa; Arthropoda; Insecta; Hymenoptera; Formicidae
Product: pancreatic lipase-related protein 2
Exons: 7
Coding region: 765-1814 (349 amino acids)
Biological process (GO): lipid catabolic process
Molecular function (GO): serine hydrolase activity; lipase activity
Source: RefSeq, a predicted model, not a curated record